Molecule: messenger RNA, 2043 nt
Organism: Medioppia subpectinata
Lineage: Eukaryota; Metazoa; Arthropoda; Arachnida; Sarcoptiformes; Oppiidae
Source: the annotation of a GenBank genome assembly
UUAUGCAAACAAAACGUGCAAUACUUUGCCAACGGAUCCGGUUUUGCGAUGGCUGUGACCGGCGAUCACCGGCUGUACAGUUGGGGCGACAAUACGUGGGGACAGUUGGGUCGGUGCGGGUCAGUACCGCCGCCCGACUCCAACCACAAGUGCCUAACACCUGAUAAAAUAACAUACAGUGACAGCAACCGGGAUAUGACUGUCAGACAAAUAGCCUGCGGUUAUAACUAUUGUCUGGCGCUCACCACUAGUGGCCGGGUAAACGGCUGGGGGUAUAACGGGAGCGGACAAGUGGGCUGUGGAGGCCGCCCCAGUAAUAACCAGAUCAUAUGUCGACCCCAGAAAUUGUCUUUCAGUAAUGCCUACAAAAUAACAGCCAUUUAUUGCCACUAUUUCUCCUCAUUUGCCGUCACAUCCGAUGGACAGGUGUUUAGUUGGGGUACGAAUAGUGACCAUCAGUUGGGACACGACUGUCCAGACGUGUGCGUACCUGAACCCAGGCUGGUGUCGGGACAGAACAUGGUUAAAAUUGUGACAAUUUCAAAGACACCCGGUUGGCUGGACAGCUACGUUAUGGACGAUCCUUACCUGAUUAUAAACAGUAAACUCCGGGCACUUCAGAGGCAAAAAGAAAAACAACGGCAGACAAAUCUCGAGGCCCAGCACCGGCACCGGGAGGUGGAGACCCGGCCACCUGAUCUACAGCCAGAUCAGUCAGAGCACCGGUGGGCCAUCACUGAUAGGCACGAUGUAUUGGCCUUUUUGAACAGCCAGGAGUCGCCGCCAUCCGAUGUUAGAGCCCGUGUGCCGGCGCCCGACCAAAAACGUAAUCCUAUGCGAGAUGUCUAUCGGUUUAUUGCCCGGCGAAUGGUCAGCAACAGUCGAUGUACUGCCACACCCACCGAUCCACUCCUGGCUGACGAUUGCAUAGCAGACUGGCCAGCCAACCUAGAUGAUGAGCACCCGGUGGAAAAUAUAACAGAUGAAUGGCAGCCGAACUCAAUCAAGAACGCUAAACCUGAUGGUCAUUCACCAGAACAACUCACUUACACUACUUUAUGUAAAAUACCAACUUAUGAUAGAUCUGAAAACACCAUAAGCUGCUGGUGGGGACCCGUGAGCCAAUGUCCACCGGAUCUGCGGGCACUGACAGACCAGAUGAGCGACGGGGCUGUCGCCGGAGACGGUAUGGCCCGAUCCCACACAGCAAUGUAUAAACUACUGGUGCGAGAGUGGCGACGGGCGGCCGGGACCGGGAUGUGCCGCAGGGAAUAUUUAUACCACACAUUGGACACCCUGUUAGCCAAAGGCGCUACAGUAAUCCAUUGUACUGAGCACCGGGUUCGGUGCAAACCCAGGGUGAACAUCGUGGUCUUUGAAGCGUAUGUGCCGACCCUAAAACGGUUUAUAGCAGCUAUUUGUGGGGCUAAUAAAACGAUGUCGGUUGGGGUUCAGGUGGAACUGUUAACUGCGUUAGAAUGGCUUAUAUACCUGCAAUGCCAGUACAGGCCGGCUGUGGCCGAUGUGAUGGACUCACUGUUCCGUAAGGGUGUGGCGGAGGCCGCGGCCUUUGCCGAGUGGUCACUGGCUGACAGCCCCCGACCCAAAGACAAGGGAUUAUUAAUUGGUGAAAUUAAGGCUGCUGGUUUUAAUCUAACAAUUAUCGACACGAAAGCCAUUGUCUUUGAGAGACAACCGGAAGACCCGAUGGAUUGCAUCGAGUAUUUCAUUUGCAGUGAAAUAUUCAAAGAGCUCUUAGAGAGUGUACAGUAUUUACACGACUCGUGUCCAUCAGUUAUCCAUCGGGAUCUCAAACCGGCAAAUGUGUUGAUCUCACAAAAUAAUAACAAUAAUAGGUUUCUAAAACUUUGUGACUUUGGUUCGGCCACUUUCCACGACAUGACAUCCAUGAGUCACACCUAUAAUGUGGGCACUUCACAAUAUAUGGCACCCGAAGUGUAUCAACGCCGGUAUACCAUUAAGGUUGACAUAUAUAGUCUGGGAGUGAUUGCGUUUCAUUUGUUUGAUUUAUAUAAUAUGUAA